UAUUGAGUGCUCAAGUUGUCAUAAGUUAUUGACAAAAAAAAGCUGCAUUGUCGCACUUAUCCUUAACAGAAGAGCAGUGCAGCAAUGCGUAGUCUUAGAAUAUAUUUUUUAUGACGAUGGAUAAGCCAAAGAUAAGCACUUUUUAAAACGUUCAAAGUACUACUAUGAUGAUCCAUUAUUAAAAGUAGAAAUGAAUGAAACAGCUGUCACGCUCAAGAUCAAAUAAGAAUACGCCACGUCACGAAAAGCGACGAGUGGACGCAAUUACAUGAGCGCGUCAGCUUGCUUGACCACAGUUGAAAUUUUGGAGCUGACAGACCCCGCUAUCAACCCUCAGGUAUUGCUCUCCUGUUGACGAGGCUAAAUGAUGUCGGCUCCAGAGACGCACUCUGUGUUCGAUGCCACCCAGGACCUGGUUCUGAUGGGGGGCCUGAGGGAGAUCACUGAUCCCCACGCCCAGGGCCUGGGCCAGCACACAGAGACCAGUGCAGGCCGCAGAGAGUCUCCCCCUGGCUGCGAGGAGGUGAAUGGCGCCGGUGCGAGGCAGGCGAGUCCUGAGGGCGAGCAGAGCGGACUCACAGCUGUCAGAGAGGCCCGAGACGGCUCGCUGCCGGAGGUGUCGGACAGAAUGCUCUGCUCCGCCUGCCAGUCGCCCUUCGACAGCCGGGAGGAGCAGACAGAGCACUACAAACUGGACUGGCACAGGUUCAACCUGAGGCUAAGGCUGGCCGGCAGGCCCCCCGUCACAGCGGAGGAGUUUGAGAGAAGAACGGGGACAGGUGACAUGUCCAGCAUCUCUGGCUCAGAUUCGGAUUCUGACUCGGACUCUGACAGCGAUCAGGGUUUCCGUGUAGACAAGGUGACCCCUGUGGGGUCAUGCAGCCCGGUGGAGAUGGAGGCACCCGUGGGUCGUGCAUCCAGUAAGGUUGUGUUCCAGAACGCCCAGGGCCAGUUCCUAAGUGUGCAGCGCUGUAUUCUACAGGGCAAGAGGACUGUGGAAGGUGAGGAUGUGGAUCUGAUGACGUCUCUGCUGGCCUUGAGCAGUAAGAGUGUGUGGGUCAUCCUCAUGACUGGAGGAGGACACUUUGCCGGGGCAGUGUUCCGGGGGAAAGAGCUCCUGCAGCACAAGACGUUCCACCGCUACACGGUCAGAGCCAAACGCGGUACCGCUCAGGGCUUUCGAGACUCGCAGAACCGGAGCCACGCCCCUAAAUCAGCAGGCUCCACUCUCAGGAGGUAUAACGAAGCCGCCCUGGUGAAGGACAUCCAGGAGCUGCUGGAGAGCUGGGCGUCUCUGCUGCAGGAGGCGGGGGCCAUCUUCCUGCGGGCGCCCAGCUACAACAAGAGCAUGUUCUUCGGGGGCCGGACCCCGCCGCUGGACAGGAGGGACCCCCGUGUCCGCACGCUGCCCUUCGCCACGCGCCGCGCCACCUUCAGGGAGGUGCAGCGCGUCCACGACCUACUGGCCACACUCCACGUCUACGGUGGCGACGCUGAGCUCUCCAACAUCUUCACUCCCUCUAAGAAGGUGUGGAAGAGGAAGGCCAGAGCGGCAGCUGCCAUGACUACGGGCACAGAGACCACGGGUGAGCAGGUGAAGCCUCAGGGUGAGGAGGAGGAUGAGGAGUGCGGAGUGGAGCUGCGGACGGUGGAGGUCACGCUGGACACACUGGACCUGCGGGAGCACGAGCUCUACCCCGCCAGGAGGAGGCCCCGACGCCGCAGGAAGGACAAGCAGCCCAAACACAGAGCAGACACGCAGCAGAGCAGGGACACAGAGGGCAGCAGGUUGAGCCCUAAUGAGCAGGUAGAGGAGGGUGAUGAAGAGGAGGAAGAGGAGGUAGCCGCUCCCUCAGAGCCGUCAGACGAGCAGAAGAACAGCAAGGGCCGCGGCAAGAGGAAAAACAGGAGGGCGAAGGACAAACCACAGAAUGAACACGGACACACACAACCACAGGACGAUGAAGCACUGGAAGGUUGGGACUACAGCCUGAGGGACGCUCUGUUCACGGCGUGUAAGACGGGUGACCUUCAGUCCCUACACGCACUCCUGCAACUUCCUCCUCCGCUGGACGAGGAGGACCAAGAAGAGGAGGACGACGAGAGCAGGACAAGGGACGAUCAAUCAAAGGUCACAACGGCACUGACCUUUCUAAACCAACCCAUCGACCAAUCAGGGUUUACUCUGUUGCACGUGGCGUCAGCGGCUGGUCAGAAGGCCGUGGCCACACUGCUGAUGGACGUCGGAUGUGACCCAGCCUGCAAAGAUAAGAAAGGCCAGACCCCGUACAUAGUGGCCCCUGAGAAGGACACAAGGAACAUGUUUCGCAAAUAUAUGGGAGACCAUCCGGACAAGUAUGACUACACUAAAGCACAGGUGCCAGGGCCUCUGACGGCCGAGAUCGAGGCCAAGAAGGCUGAGAAGAAGAAGGCCCUGAAGAUGGCCAAGAAGCAGCGAGAGAAAGAACAGAGGGAGGUGAAGAGAAAAGAAGAGAUGGAGAAAGAGGAGAAGAAGCGCUUUGCGUCCCUGAGCGAUCGAGAGAAGCGGGCGUUGGCAGCGGAGAAGCGGCUGGCAGAGCAGAUGGCCUCCACUGGUGCCCCCAUCAGCAACGUCAAGCGGUGCUGGAUGUGUGGGGAGUCUCUGCAGGGCAAGGUGCCCUUCCAGUACCUGGACUUCUCCUUCUGCUCCCCAUGCUGCGUCCAGGCGCACCGCAAAGCCAACAACCCCACAGGGAAGCCAUGACCUUUAACCUCCUGACCUCUGACCCCUCACCUAACCAAUGACUCUCAAACUGAGUCACAGAAGUGAUAUGAUCCUGUACGCUCUACAACUGGAUGAAUCUCAAGAGUCCUCUGGAC
This is a messenger RNA of Alosa alosa (allis shad), 2859 nucleotides long. RefSeq names its product ankyrin repeat and zinc finger peptidyl tRNA hydrolase 1 (gene ankzf1). The record is from RefSeq and is a predicted model, not a curated record. The transcript is spliced from 16 exons. The coding region runs from base 365 to 2743 and encodes 792 amino acids. Lineage: Eukaryota; Metazoa; Chordata; Actinopteri; Clupeiformes; Clupeidae. Gene Ontology annotation, molecular function: protein binding.